AUGGAUCAUCUUGAUAAAGACCAAGUGAAAUAUGUGGAGGAGCAAAAGGAGGAAAGUAGCAAGUGCCGCAACGUUUGGCAAGAAAUAAUUAGAAAAACUCUUGGAUGUACAAAGGAACAAAUACAAAAAUACGUUGCAAGUUGUAGAAGAGAAAAGGAAAGGAUCAUUUCCAUUCUAUAUGGAAGUGUCUUCCAAGGGGAAAGGUACCUUGCGUAUACAAAAAAAUGGAGAGGAAACACCUUAAACGAAAUCAUCAACCAAGACGAAAGGAAUUAUGCAGAGUUGAAAAAGUUGGGAACGGCAGACAAUAGCUACUUGUGCAGGUUAGCCCUUGGGUAUGUGGACCAGGAUGGUGCAGAUAUUUUCGGACAGAAUGGACAGGAAGAACUUAACAAUUGUGACCAUGAGGGUAACGGUGACGGCGACGCAAACAAUCACGCUGAAGCUAACGCUAAUGGCAACACAACCACCAUUACAGACAACAUCACAGACAUCACCAAUAACAACAACAAUAACACCAGCAACGGACCCACCACCAUCAGCAACCACUGCAACAUUGUCACGAGAGGAAAAGCGCACCAUGCAGAAAAUAACGCACCCUUGAACGAGAACGAUGGAAUGCUCGAAAAAUUGAACUUUUUAGAAAAAAGAAAUUAUAGGAACAAGUCCAAGGUAGGCUACUAUAACGAUCUCCACGAUGGUAUCACGAACAGCCACUAUUACUAUAGUAACGAAUACGGAAAUGGAACCGCUGAUUUUCACUCUGCUGGUAAUUAUUACAGUGUGGGCGGCCGAAAUGUACGGAACAACCGAAGGGUAGCAGGUCUAAAUGCAACCGGCCAAAGCAAACAAAAUGGUGACCCCUCUUGCGAAUUCCCAUCGGAACAAAAUGAUGCAAUAAUUAAAUACAAGUAUCUGCCUACGGGUGUUUUCUACAGUCGAGUUUCUCGAUCCUUUAUUGCCAAUUGGAUUGAUCAUAAAACAAGAAAACAAAUUAAAGUACCAUAUAAGAUUGCUGAGUUUGGAAUAGAAAAAAGUAUGAUCUUAGCCAUCCUUUCUAGGAAUCAUCGUAUUAAUAAACUGCAAAAAGCUCUGCAAUGCUACGACAGCUUAACCACCGAACAGAAGGAGGAAAUGUUGCAAGCCAUUAGAACCACACCAAAGAGUGAAAAGAUCUUUCACGAUUUGUUAAAACCGAGCGGGAUGGGCACACCCAACGGGAAGGAAAUGCCAAAUGGGGGGGUCACACCCAACGGAAAGGGAACUCCCAACGCCUUUACUCACAGUAGAGCAUCCCCAAACGGCACAAUAGACGGGCACACCAAUCAGGUGAACGUCCAAAUGGACCAACCAAUUUGCCAUGUGGACCAACUAAUCGGUCAAUCCAACCAGCUAAUCAGUCCACCCAACCAACUAAUCGGUCAACAGAACCAGUUCCCCUCACUCAGCAGCAGCAACAACUCCCCGAAGAACCGUGACCAUCGGAAACCGAAACGCACAACAGUCAAAAAAACAAAUAUCGAAAAGAGAAAAGCGAAACAGCCUUACCAUAACGCAGAAAAUUUACCCACUGGGGUGUAUUUUUAUCAAGGCUCCUAUGUAGCCAAUUGGUGGGAAACACAACAAAAGAAACAAUUCAAAGUUCCUUUUAAAAUUUCAGAGCAUGGAAUAACCAAAGCCAAAAAUCUAGCCAUCAUUUCCAGAAUUAUUAGAUCAUCCUCUGUGCAACAAGUCAAUUUCAUUUUAUCACAAAUGGAGCAAACAAUGGACAUCACAAAGUUGGACUAUGCUGCCAUGGUUGCGUUAGCUAGUAAAUAUAUAUUAACUGAACCUCCGAGGGAGGAGUAA
Molecule: messenger RNA, 1848 nt
Organism: Plasmodium coatneyi
Lineage: Eukaryota; Apicomplexa; Aconoidasida; Haemosporida; Plasmodiidae
Exons: 1
Coding region: 1-1848 (615 amino acids)
Source: RefSeq, a predicted model, not a curated record